CACAACAAGUGUUAGCAACGUUCUUCUUACUGUACUGGAUAGCACGCUGUUUCGAGGGGUUUACACAUCUACAGACUCGUAAGCUACUCAGAAAGCAGAUCCUUCACCUCCGCUGUUCUGUCCUCCCCACGCUGCUUUACCCACUACGUAACACACCCUUUACAUCGCAAUGGGUGUUUGCGCGUCGUGCUUAGGAGGGCAGAGGACUUCGGAUAUAGAUCAGUCGGACGCUUCACAUCUUCUCGGGGACCAAUACCAGCCCAACUAUGGCACCGCCAGCAGCACUCACAAUGUGCCUCAGCCUGACCCUGAGGAGCUUCGCCGCCAGCGAGAGAACUUGGAGCGUAUCUGCGCUGAAACGAACGAACAGUUGAUCCCCGUUUCACAACCGAGCGCACUCCCCGAGGUCUCCGAGCAGCCUUCCAAGAACGACGAGUAUGCCCAUCUUUUUAACGAGCGCUUCAAGUCCAUCAGACACGGCCGUCCGGCUUCUGCUGGUGAUAACGAAGAUGACGAAACAACCUGGCUCGAGAACGUUGUAGGCAGCCAAGGAGAGGACGAACUGGAUCAGAUCAAGCCAGCCAACGGCAAGCUGACGAUACAGUUCGGCCAAAGAUAGACACACGAAAACUUGUGAUCGACGCCAUAACGCUUUGCUUGUGCCCUUAGAGGCAGAGAUCUACUGCGUCUUCCGAUGCUUAUUCUAUUCCUUCUUGUAUGAUUACCCAUUUCGGAUACCCGUAAUACACCCUUUCUUCUCUGUAUUCUUUCUUUUCAAUCAGCAUUGCCUUUGUCAUUCGCAUAUUUCCUAGUGUUAGCAUAGGUAGGUUCAAAAUACUUUUUUUGCAUCGUCAUGUCAAUAUUAUCCUAUCGUCUUUCUCACACUAUCUCACUAGCCUA
Messenger RNA from Bipolaris sorokiniana ND90Pr, 900 nucleotides. RefSeq lists its product as uncharacterized. Gene Ontology annotation, biological process: positive regulation of MAPK cascade; positive regulation of TOR signaling; endosomal transport. Lineage: Eukaryota; Fungi; Ascomycota; Dothideomycetes; Pleosporales; Pleosporaceae. The transcript is spliced from 3 exons. The record is from RefSeq and is a predicted model, not a curated record. Bases 170 to 619 code for a protein of 149 amino acids. Gene Ontology annotation, cellular component: Ragulator complex; late endosome membrane; membrane raft.